This is a messenger RNA of Melitaea cinxia (Glanville fritillary), 476 nucleotides long. RefSeq lists its product as uncharacterized. The coding region runs from base 37 to 399 and encodes 120 amino acids. The record is from RefSeq and is a predicted model, not a curated record. NCBI's taxonomy places the organism in Eukaryota, Metazoa, Arthropoda, Insecta, Lepidoptera, Nymphalidae. The transcript is spliced from 2 exons.
AAACGUGGUAUAUUUUGGGUGUGUAAUGGCGAAUUUAUGAGAGAAAGAGACAGUGUGACUGUGUCAGAUCGCGAUAUCACGUUGUCUCUUUCUAUGCAAAGAUUUGUUUCUACAAUGAAACAAAACAGUUGUCACUGCGCACUUGUAGUGGAAGGUGCUCUCAAAUUUCAGCGAAAACGUGACAUUACGACGAUAUCACUGUUUGGUUGCAAAGAUAAGGACACAACGUUAAGCUUAGGGGAUGCAAGGUCAAAUACAGAGGAAACAAAGUUAAAUGUGGAUGAUGCAGCAAAAAAUCGUCAUCGUUGUGAUUCUACGAGCAGCAGUGGUAGUUCUUCGAGUGACUCAUCAUCAUCAUCGAGUAGCUCAACAAAUACAUUUUUUUAUGAAGGUACCUAAAUUUCAUCGGUGUUUUCAAUUUUUAUAGUAAUUUACCGAAUUAUAUUUACAUUCAAACCGUAAUUCAUUUUGUAUAC